Coprinopsis cinerea okayama7#130 is the source of this 921-nucleotide messenger RNA. RefSeq lists its product as hypothetical. Bases 1 to 921 code for a protein of 306 amino acids. The transcript is spliced from 5 exons. The record is from RefSeq and is a predicted model, not a curated record. Lineage: Eukaryota; Fungi; Basidiomycota; Agaricomycetes; Agaricales; Psathyrellaceae.
AUGACCACCACAAUCCAGCUCAAAGCUACGCUCUACUGGAAGCUUGUCUUCGAGUAUAACAACUCCGAUAACUCGGGCCAGAUCGUCCAGUCCUACACCGCGAAGGUGUACAGCGAGUCCACUCGCAGCACAUUUUCCGAGACGGUGUCUCGCACCACUACCGAUAUCAUGGAGAAGGAAGGCAUAACGUCUGCAGCUGACGCAUCGUGGGGCCCUGUGUCGGCCAACGUGUCCGCCUCUUACGAGCAUUCCGAGGAAGUCAACUAUAUGCUUGAGCAAACGACCAAGUUGACGGGUGAAGAUGUGUACAAAAAGGAGACAGAGGAGACGCGCUCUUACACGAUUGGCCCUGGAGGAAAGCUCAAUCUCUAUCAGCAAUACCUCUCUGGGCCGGGCUUGAAUGCCGCAUACAAUGUCUUUAGCACUGAGCCGAAGCGAGAGAAUGAGCGUACAGAAGUCAUCAUCGAUGUUGUUGUUGAAGCUGUCGAGUUUAUCAGGAAUAUCAGGGUCGUCUACACGGAUUCCCCUACUGAGGCCCCGACCGACCGUAUCCGUGAGCUUAAUGGCGGAAACGCCGACGUCAACGCUGACAAAAAGGGAAACUACGUCUGGCUCGUGCCCGAGUAUACCAGGAAGUACAAAGAUGCGUUGACUGGCUUGGACUUCGUCCAACAGGACCACAAGGACGACAGGUACAUGGACCUUGCCAAAGGGGCGGGCGGUAGUUACCGUUACCUCGUCCCCGCGUACAACACACGCGAGAAGAACAAGUUCACCGAAUGCACCCUCCUCCGCUCCAAUCACGGCAUCUCUCUCAGUCAAGUCAAAAAUUGGGGUUGGUCAGGUAUGACCCUGGAUAUCAACGCUGGUCGCGGAGGCGAUUUUCUCUAUGUGCUCUGGAAGACGCGCUAUGCCUACUAG